AGUUUUCCACUUGCAACUAACGUUACAUGUUCAACAUUUAUUUUUCUGUUAUUUUACCAACAACAACAAUCAAACUUUUUUUUCCCUGUUGUUGAUUGUGAAUGUUUGUGAUUUUCCAGUCGCCAUCAUUAUCAUUAUAUUCACCACAUAAUCUUCAUCAUCAACAAUUAUUAACUUCAAUUUGCAGUUUAAAUCAUUUAAAUCAAAUCCGUUAUUAGUUUAAUCUAUUUUUCCUUUUUUUUCUGUUUGCUCUCUCACUCACUUUUUUCUCCUUCUAUUCUCUCGUUCACUUCAUCUUGUUAACUCUUUUUCCAUUGUUAUAAUUAAGAGUUUUUUUUAUUCUAUUCUCUUUUUUCUUCUCAUUUGAAAUUUUUGUGUAUUUUAUUUGAUUGUUUUUGUGUAUCUUUUUUUUGUGAGACUUUUUCUUCCUCAAAUUGUUCUGUUUUUUUCUCUUUCCCAUUUUUGUUUCCCUGUUUCUCGCUCUCUCUCUCUCUCUUUUUCUCUCUUAUAGGUUUUGUUUUUAUUUCUCUCUGUGUAUCGUUAGUGAAUUUCUCUUGUUUUUUAUUUUGUUUAUUCUCUUCUACUAAUAACUCAUCACCUUGUUGGUUAAUUUCUCCAUCAUUUCCACCUUUUUUUACCUCUAACUUUUUUUCUACUCUUGCUCUCUCUCUCUCUCUCUUCCCGUGUGUCUUUUUUGUGAGUGUUUUUAUCCAACGUUUGACAAACCUUUUUGUUUUGUUCGUGUAAAAGUAUCAUGAUGAAACAAGGAUCACUUCUACGAUGGAGUAGUUCCAAUGGAGGUAAUAAAUGGACCAAAAAUCAUGGUAAACCCAAUUGGAUUCAUCCACCAGACGCACUUCAACACGGCCAUGUUGCCUAUCUUGUCAAAUUUUUAGGUAAAACGGAAGUUGACCAACCCAAAGGUAUUGAUGUUGUUAAAGAGGGAAUUCGUAAGAUGAAAUUUAGUCAACACUUACGUCGAGCAGAAGGAACGAAAACACCCAAGGUCGAGUUAACAAUUUCAGUGGAUGGAGUUGCCAUUCAAGAUCCAAAGAGCAAAAAAAUUUCUUUCCAAUAUCCUCUUCAUCGAAUUUCUUACUGUGCUGAUGAUAAAUCGGAUCCUAAAUUUUUCAGUUUCAUCGCAAAAGAGGCUGAUUCAAAUCGUCACAGUUGUUUUGUUUUCGUUUCUGAUAAACUUUCCGAAGAGAUUACCCUAACCAUUGGUCAAGCAUUCGAGUUGGCCUAUCGUAGAUUCCUUGAGACUUCUGGUCGAGAUUUGGAAAUGCGUAAACAAAUUAUGGUUCUUCAUAAAAAAGUCCAAGAACUAGAAGCUGAAAAUAGAUCGCUCAAGAAUCGCCUUACAAACUACGAAAAUAAAUCAGCGUCAUCGAUCAAAUCUUCUACCUCUGGUCGCUCCUCUAUUUUAACGAAUGGCUCUGAGAUUAUCAAUACCAAACUUCAACCUCUGCAACCACCUCCACCUCCAGUCCAAAGGUUUGCUAAUCGAAGUCAUCAUCUACAACCAACUGUUAGUUUGUUAGAUAUUGACGAUCAACCAAUUGUUGGUCGUAAGUUAGAAAAUUUAAGCCUCGAUGAUCAAAAGUUUGAUCCAAGGUCAUUUGAUGAAUCAAACACAGCGACGUCAACAACAACAACAACAACAGCCUUAAUUGGCUCACCUUUAUCUUCGUCAUCAACAAAUUCAUCUUCAUCCAAUUCAUCUGUAUCAUCCUCAUCAUCGUCUCCACCCUUAUCAAUGAUCACGACACCGAAUCAACCAGCAGCAGUGUCAACGUUAUCAUCAUCAUCUGCGUCAACAACCACAACAAUGACAACGAUAACCAGUAACGGUCCAAUAAAUAGUUAUCAAGGUAACGGUCAUGCCAAUAACCUGACUCACACCAAUGGAAUAGACAACGGACAUAAUCAAGAUACGAAUGAAGAUAAAGAUAUUUUCGGAUUUGAACCAUUUGACCCGGAAACGAAUAAAAUCAAUGAUCCAUUUGGAAUGGAAUCCUUUGAGGCUAAACAAUUGGAACAAGCAAUCGGCGAUAUUGACAAGAAACUUGCUGAAAUGAGAGAUGGAUUUAGUCGUGGAUUAUCAUUUGGAUACGUUGAUUUCUCUAUGGAAACUUUGACAAAUACUUGAGAUUAUGAUUUCGUUUAUGAUUCAAAUCGUUAAUCAACAAAAAGCUACUACUAUUUGUUUAAGAGUUUUUUUUGCCGUCUAAUCAAAUGCUAACAAUUUAUUAGCCAUGCAUGAUAAUUAAAUGUUGAACCUUGUAACACAAAUUGAUUGUCAAUAUGUAUACGUAAUCAAUUAAUGACUGUGAAUUCCCAAUGUAACUUUUUUUUACAAGUUGUUAUCAAAUUUUUACUAUCGAUUAUCAUGAUUAACUGAUGAUUAAUAGAAAUAUAAUAAUUCAAUUAAUCAAACUCAAAUUUUUAUUAUAAUAAACUGAAUUGCAAAGUUGA
Panonychus citri (citrus red mite) is the source of this 2475-nucleotide messenger RNA. RefSeq names its product PTB domain-containing engulfment adapter protein 1-like. The record is from RefSeq and is a predicted model, not a curated record. The coding region runs from base 755 to 2149 and encodes 464 amino acids. NCBI's taxonomy places the organism in Eukaryota, Metazoa, Arthropoda, Arachnida, Trombidiformes, Tetranychidae. The transcript is spliced from 3 exons.